Messenger RNA from Oncorhynchus gorbuscha (pink salmon), 2300 nucleotides. RefSeq names its product leucine-rich repeat and transmembrane domain-containing protein 2-like. The record is from RefSeq and is a predicted model, not a curated record. Gene Ontology annotation, molecular function: protein binding. The transcript has 3 exons. Lineage: Eukaryota; Metazoa; Chordata; Actinopteri; Salmoniformes; Salmonidae. The coding region runs from base 61 to 1305 and encodes 414 amino acids.
GGUGGCACAAGGAGGGCACCUACUGAGAUAGCCCGAUGCCAGUCUAGGGUGGCAGCAGACAUGCAGCCCCUCGACCUGCCUAGGAGUACACACCUGGAGAGCCUGGUCUUUGCAGCCCUGCCCACUCUGCUGCUAGUACUCCUGGGUCUGCUAGAGGCAGCUAGCGGUUGUCCCACUGUGUGCAUCUGCAACAGCAACAGCACAGACUGUACAGGCCUGGCUCUGCUCUCCCUAACCACCAUCCUGCCCCUGCUGCCCCAGGACACCCGCACCCUCCGCCUGUCCCACAACAACCUCUCCUCCCUGGGCGACGGGGCCCUGUCCAACCUCAGCGCUCUGGAGCUCCUGGACCUUUCUGACAACCACCUCUCCAGCCUGCAACCAGGGUCUUUCUCCGGCCUCAGCGGCCUGCAGUGGCUCAACCUCUCAGGGAACUACCUGGGUGACUGCCCCCUACUUACCCCUACAGUCCCCAGUAACCAGACGGAGGUUACCCAGUGUAACGGUAGUCGCUGGGGGUUGAGCCGAGAGCUGUUCCAGGGUCUUUGGAUACUGAAAGGGCUGGAUUUGUCCCUAAACGGCCUGGUAGUUUUUCCCAAUGGGCUGCUGGACGGGCUCCAGGGCCUGGCCUGGCUGUCUCUGACUGGAAAUAAGCUGCGGAGCCUGGACAGAGCCACCUUCCAGCCCCUGGGCACCCUGCUGAGCCUCCAACUGGCAGGCAACCCUUGGGAGUGUGACUGCAACCUGAGGGACUUCAAGCACUGGAUGGAGUGGCUGCUGUACAGACACGGACAGGUGGAUGCUGUGAAGUGCAACCUACCGAAGGAGCUGAGGGGGCGGGACAUCCGCAGCAUCCCCAUAGAGAUGUUCAACUACUGCCUGCAGUUGGAGUACCAGGCCAGUGUCCCUGGCUACGACGGGCCCCGUGGGGGGCGCCCACCCUGUGUCGGUCAGAUCAAUGGGCCCAUGAACGGGCCCCAGGCCAACCAAGAGGACUGUGUACGCCAGCGCUAUCGGCCCAUUAGCGUGCGCAGGGCCUGGGGGACUCAGAUCGUGGCGGCAUGUGUGUGUGGUGUGGUGUGUGUGAUGAUGGUGGUGGCGGCCACCUACGGCUGUAUCUACGCCUCUCUCAUGGCCAAGUACCAGAGGGAGCUGAAGAACACAUGGCAGCCAUUGAUGGCUGGGGAGGGAGGGGAGGAGACAGAUGUCGAGGACGGCGUCUUUCCUUCCUCCCCAACAUCCCCAGCUGAGCCAGAACCAGAGUCCAGUCCCAUAGUCCACACAUACAGAAUAACAGGCUUUUGACCUUUGUUUCUCUGACUGGCUGACAUUCCUGUUGCAAGGAAUCAGGGGGGACUGCAUUCCCUAACUGUGUGUCUUACUACUCAGUGCUCCAGGGCAUUCUAGACUAGGGAAUGUAUAGAGCUGAGAAAGCGUAUCUCUGCUGCACUUUGCUGGUGUUCGAGGCAUCCCGACAUAAUCGUACAGAUGAUCGUCAAAUGGAAAACUGGAACUCUGCAUUGCUUCAAGACGUGUGGAUGCUACGUGAUUGGUUCUUUAGUCAGCUCUCCAAAUGUGUGCUGGAGGUUCUGGUACCUCUGCACCUUGGUUCAAAGACUUUCAUAGAAAUCGUCUUUGAAAUCCAUUAUUAUUGUACGUUUAUUCCUUGAUCCGACUUUCCAUCAAAGUUAUUUGUGUUUCAAGCAAAAAAUGCCAAUCGAUCAAGUCCCUGUCUAAUGUAAUGUAUCUGCUCCUAACGUUUUGAUAUAAAAGCCCAGGUUAACAAUCCCAGUAGUGGUUGUCGCUCGAAUAGUUAUCGUACACAUGAAUGUACAAGAAUAUAGUACACAAUGUUCUGUGGAAUCAGUGUUAGACAGAUGCAGUCUUGUGUAUCAGACCUGUGCUCACGUGCAGUGACUCAAUCCUCUCUCUACUAAAUGAAUAUUUCCAAGUCAUAUCAAUGUUCAUAUCUGUACAGAGUAAUUCUGCUUUCAAAGCCAUACAAUACAACAGCAGACUACUGACCUCUAGAGGAUGUUAUGAUAACAGCAGCUGAAGAGAGUCAGUCCCAUGGCUAGCAGCCAUAUUCAUUGCGAACUGAAUCUAGUUGGCAACUAUUUCCAUUUAACCAUAUUGAACUGUCAAAGAGUUCAGCACUGACCUAGAAUCAUGUACAUAUAUCAGAAUCUUAUUAGUCCUUUAAUCGUUAUUUCUGUCUCUGUGUUAACAUGACAAAUUUGCUCUUAAGUUUUGCUCAAGAAAUAACGAUAAUGUGAUAUUCUGUUAAUCAUGCUGAUGAC